CGCGUGACUCUGCGGAGGAGUUCCGCCUUGCGUGCGGAGCUUCCAGCGGGCUGGCGCUGGAUCGAGCUGCGGGGUUGUCUAUUGCUAGGCGGGAACUGGAAAGGAAAAAUCCAUUGAUUUUAUGCAAAUAUUUAAUCUGCACCAUGGACGUUUAAUUCCGCAGAGAUAUGCACCGGACGUCCUUGUGAAACCAGGGCUUUGGUUGCUUGUGUUGCCCAUUGUUUUCGGUCCAGGAUCUGCUUUUGUGAGCCAUUCCACACAAUGCUUCCAGAAGUUGGAAUGUAUCACUUUCCUUGGGAAAUAAACUUUACAUCAGUUCCAGAAGGGAAAGUCCUGAGAACAUUUGGCAGGCUUCACUCGUAUGAUAUGGCCAUUUCCCAAGCCAUCUUAACAGCUCAGCAUACAUCUGGUCAGCACUGUAUUCCAGUUUGCACAAAGUUUGUGGAACCCUUUCAGGCCCAGCUUGGAUCUUCGUAUAUUGUCCUGGGGGAAACUGAAUUCAAGGAGGGUGAGAUGGUUUUAAAAGCUCGUGUAUUUACAUGUGUAGAAGGAAUAAACCUUCAGUUGUUGGAAAAAGCCAUAGAAGAACAGAGAAAAUAUUUCCAGGAGAGAAGGAAAGACCAUGAAGGAAGCAUAUGUUAGCGCUGUGCUUCAGGCAGGACUUACUUUUGAAAAAAAUUCUUCUUGUGCUGUAUACAAACACUCACCCCUUGCCUUUACUCCUGAUUUUGUUGGAGACUGUAUUGCUUUGUUAAUGCUUAUUUAAAACUGGUUUGGUUUGAUACGAUUUUUUAAAGCUCUGAGAAUGCAGAUUAUGACCAGUGUUCCAGACUUGGUCUCUGUAUUAGAUUGUGAAUCUUAUACAUAACCUCUGUGUUUAGAAACCCAUAUAACCAAUACAGCAUGCAAAGGGCUAAUAGAAAUGUUUAUUUUGGAAGAUGACUCCUGGAAAUCACAGAAGCUUCGUUCUUAAGCUUGUUUGGAAGCAGAGAAGUUUGUUAAUAUGCCAGAAAAGCAUCUGUUGGGGCUGGGAGGGGCAUGGCCCUUAAAGAUUCUCAUUUUGUUGACAGAAAAAAGUGUCUUCACAGACUUGGAAUACCCCUUUUUCCCAUUUCCCUUUGUGACAAAACAAUUUCCUUGUUUUCCUGACAGUUGUUGAACACAUUAAUCUUCCACAGUGCUUGUGUAUAAAUUCCAGAAUAUAUCACAACUGUGUGAAUAAUGGCUGUCUAAUUGUAUGCCUGAUGAAUAUUUAUAUAAGAUUAAUAUAUGUAACUGAAUUUGGAAAACUUCUGCAGAACCAAAAAAAAAAACCACAACCCUCAUCAAUUCCAUGUAAGUUUGCUUUAGAGGGCACCUCUUAAUUUAAGCCUGAAAUAAAACUUAAUAUGCUCAUUCUAGAAAGUAAUAA
Molecule: messenger RNA, 1411 nt
Organism: Python bivittatus (Burmese python)
Lineage: Eukaryota; Metazoa; Chordata; Lepidosauria; Squamata; Pythonidae
Gene: TEN1
Product: TEN1 subunit of CST complex
Biological process (GO): negative regulation of telomere maintenance via telomerase
Cellular component (GO): CST complex
Molecular function (GO): telomerase inhibitor activity; telomeric repeat DNA binding; single-stranded DNA binding
Source: RefSeq, a predicted model, not a curated record